GCUGCUAUAGGCAGCAGCAGCACCACCCACUGCCGCGGUUGUGGACACACCGGUCUCCACCCAUCUCUCUCACGCACCAUCCGCACCAAGGACAGCGGAGUGCGGAACGAUUCAGUCGAUUUAUAGCCACACCAUGGCCAGGAAGUGCUCCCACUGUGGCAACUACGGCCACAACUCGAGAACUUGCAGCAGCACGGGACAGCAGGGAGAAGUUAUGCUCUGCGACGGAGGAGGUGGCGGCAGCAGCGGGCUGAGGCUCUUCGGGGUGCAGCUCCAUGUCGCCGCAGGAGGCUCCAUGAGGAAGAGCUACAGCAUGGACUGCCUGCAGCUCGCGGCAGCUCCCAGCUCCCUCAUCUCUCCUACGUCGUCGUCUUCGUCAUCGCUGCUUCUGUCCAUCGACGAGGGCCUGGAGAGGGCUUCCAAUGGGUACCUGUCCGACGGCCCUCAUGGCAGAUUAGUCCAGGAGAGGAAGAAAGGGGUUCCAUGGAGCGAGGAGGAGCACCGGCUAUUCCUUGUCGGCCUUGAGAAGCUCGGCAAGGGCGACUGGCGAGGCAUCUCCCGGAGCUACGUCACGAGUCGGACCCCGACGCAGGUGGCCAGCCACGCGCAGAAGUUCUUCCUGCGGCAGAGCAGCAUGGGGAAGAAGAAGCGCCGCUCCAGCCUCUUUGACAUGGUGCCGAUUUGCGAGAACAGCAUGCGCGUUUCCGAGCCACCGACGAACAACAGCGAAGGCGCAUCCACUUCUCUGCCGCGGUAUAGAGCCCCCGACAUGGCAGCCAUUGACCUCAACUCCACGGAGGAGGAUGCAAUGACGGAGGCUCCAGCUUCGUCGGUGUCAGACGCGUCACCGUGGACAGUAUUCCCGGCGGCGGUUCUGCCGGAGCAGGCUCCUCCUCAUGGCCACGGGCACGGCCUCCACUGCUCCCCGCUGGACCUGGAGCUGGGCAUGUCCCUCUCGCCGCCGUCCAUCGGAACGUGACGUGGCCACACCAUCCUAACCGUACGUCGCCAUGAACUCCAAGUUUUAUCAGGCUUCCCAGCCUGACCUUGUCCAACCAAAUGGAGAUAAGGCGAUGGACAGUGCUUGUAAAGUCGUGUGCAGGUAGUGCUAAUAGUGGAUACAGCGAUGUGUGUACUACUCUUGGCUCCAUCCAUGUAGAAACCAGAAUCAUGCUAGCCCCUGUUCCCCUACGCGCUACGUACAUAUUCGGUCAGAUGUUGCCUGCGAAUUGUGAAUCACGCCUGUCCAUACAAAUUCAUUAAUCUCAGUCUGUUCUGUUUCACACAAAA
Molecule: messenger RNA, 1290 nt
Organism: Lolium rigidum
Lineage: Eukaryota; Viridiplantae; Streptophyta; Magnoliopsida; Poales; Poaceae
Product: transcription factor MYBS3-like
Exons: 3
Coding region: 134-979 (281 amino acids)
Biological process (GO): response to ethylene; response to auxin; response to gibberellin
Molecular function (GO): DNA binding; zinc ion binding
Source: RefSeq, a predicted model, not a curated record